This is a messenger RNA of Rhizoctonia solani, 1026 nucleotides long. RefSeq names its product glycoside hydrolase family 43 protein. The record is from RefSeq and is a predicted model, not a curated record. Lineage: Eukaryota; Fungi; Basidiomycota; Agaricomycetes; Cantharellales; Ceratobasidiaceae. Bases 1 to 1026 code for a protein of 341 amino acids. The transcript is spliced from 9 exons.
AUGUUUGUGGCAAAGUUUUUCGCAGCGGCUGUUGCUGGGCUUAAUCUCUUGGUUGCUGCUCGUACAAUCCCAUCUGAGUUCCAGGAGCUUCAGAGCAGACAAAAUACCCAAUACCAGGGGUAUGGGUUUGUAUACUUUACUGGCGAAGAUCUACCAAACGGGGAACAAAUUUAUUUCGCUGUCAGUCAAGGGAAUGACCCCCUACACUGGAACGUGAUCAACAACGGCUAUGCGGUGCUCAAUGCUACGCUCGGCACAAAGGGGGUUCGUGACCCAUUCAUCAUUCGUUCUCCCCAAAACGACAAAUUCUACCUGAUCGCGACCGACUUGCGGUUCGCAGCCGUAAAUAGCUGGGAUGUUGCAGGUCGCAAAGGAAGCCGCUCGCUGGCCAUUUGGGAGUCACCGGAUUUGAAGACAUGGUCUGCACAGCGCUUGGUGGAGGUCUCGCCUCCCACUGCGGGAAUGUCAUGGGCUCCAGAAGCUGUUUAUGAUGCCAAAGCGGGCCAUUUCAUCGUAUUCUGGGCAAGCAACCUCUUUGCUGCUAGCGAUACGAACCACACCGGAACCUCGUAUUCGCGCAUCAUGUAUGCCAAUACCACUGACUUCAAAACUUUUACCCCUGCGCAAGUCUACAUUGAUACCGGCUCGGCUGUUAUCGACACCAGCGCGAUUUAUGACCAAGCCACCAGUACUGGCACCGCUUCAGCAAAGCAGUCGGGAAUAUCGUGCGUACAAGAAAAGAGCUCAUCGUUCUUCGGGAAAUGGACGACCGUGACGACGGGAAUUGGGAAUGCUGAAAUCGGCCAGAGUGAGGGGCCGACGUGUUUCCUCUCCAACCGAUAUGCAGGUGUUUACCAUCUGUUUAUUGACGAUCUUUCUCCCCGUGGCUAUGUUCCAUUCGAGACUGGAAACAUCACAUCGGGUGUAUGGAAAAAAUCGACAAACUACGCUCUUCCAACGAACCCUCGUCAUGGAACAGUUUUUGGGAUCACCACCAAGGAAAUGCAAAAUCUUUCUGGCCUCUAA